Molecule: messenger RNA, 14712 nt
Organism: Nothoprocta perdicaria
Lineage: Eukaryota; Metazoa; Chordata; Aves; Tinamiformes; Tinamidae
Gene: FAT1
Product: FAT atypical cadherin 1
Exons: 29
Coding region: 13-13941 (4642 amino acids)
Biological process (GO): homophilic cell-cell adhesion
Cellular component (GO): plasma membrane
Molecular function (GO): calcium ion binding
Source: RefSeq, a predicted model, not a curated record
GUAAUUGCUGCCAUGGGAAGACACUUGACUAUGCUUUUGCUGCUACUGCUGCUGGUGCAGCAUUUUGGAAACUGUGAAGCAAAUCCAAGGCCACAUAAUGCUCCACCAAUGCAAUUUACACAAGUACAGUAUAAUGCCACUGUGUAUGAGAAUUCUGCAGCCAAGACAUAUGUUGGACAUCCAGUGAAAAUGGGUAUUUACAUUACAAAUCCACUGUGGGAUCUAAGGUACAAAAUUGUUUCUGGUGAUACUGAGAACUUGUUCAAAGCUGAGGAGUACGUUCUUGGAAACUUUUGCUUUUUGAGAAUACGGACCAAGGGAGGAAACACGGCUAUACUUAACAGAGAGGUGAAAGACCAUUACAUGCUGACUGUUAAAGCAGUUGAAAAAAACACCAAUGCUGAAACACGCACAAAGGUCAGGGUGCAGGUACUGGAUACAAAUGACUUACGACCUUUGUUUUCUCCAACAUCUUACAGUGUGUCUUUGCCUGAAAAUACAGCAAUAAGGACAAGCAUCGCAAGAGUCAGUGCAACUGAUGCAGAUAUAGGGACAAAUGGAGAGUUCUACUAUAGCUUUAAAGAAAGAACGGAUAUGUUUGCUAUACAUCCAACUAGUGGCGUGGUAGUUUUGACUGGUAGACUUGAUUACUCGGACACUAAGCGUUAUGAGAUGGAAAUUCUUGCAGUGGACCGUGGAAUGAAACUGUAUGGUAGCAGUGGCAUCAGCAGUAUGGCAAAGCUUACUGUCCAUGUAGAGCAAGCAAACGAAUAUGCCCCAGUAAUUACAGCUGUCACACUGGCUCCAUCAGAACUGGACAGGGAUCCAACUUACGCAAUUGUAAAUGUGGAGGACAAUGAUCAGGGUUCAAAUGGAGAAAUAGCAUCAUUAAGUAUUGUUGCUGGUGAUCCACUUCAGCAGUUCAAAACAGUCAGGUCUGUUCCAGGAGGUAAAGAAUACAGAGUCAAAGCUGUUGGGUACAUUGACUGGGAGAGCCACCCAUUUGGAUACAACCUUACCCUUCAAGCUAAAGAUAAAGGGAACCCUCCACAGUUUUCGUCUGUAAAAGUUAUUCACGUAACCUCACCACAGUUUAAGUUAGGUCCGAUCAGAUUUGAAAAAGAAGUGUAUAGAGCUGAAAUAAGUGAAUUUGCUCCUCCAGGCACACCUGUGGUAAUGUUAAAAGCUCUACCUAGUUACCCACAUUUGAAGUAUCUUUUUAAAAAUACACCAGGCAAAGUAAGAUUCAACUUAAACCCUCGUACUGGUCUCGUUACCACCUUAGAACCAAUAAAAGCACAAUAUUCAUCCCAUUUUGAACUUGAAGUUGUGACAAGUGACAGAAGAGCUUCUGCAAAAGUACUCAUUAAGGUACUGGGCAUGAACAGCAAUCCUCCUGAAUUUACUCAGACAUCCUAUAAAGCCUCCUUUGAUGAAAACGUGCCGAUAGGUACUAGUGUCAUGAGAGUAAGUGCAAAAGAUCCUGAUGAAGGGGAGAAUGGCUAUGUGACCUAUAGCAUUGCAAACCUAAAUCCUUUGCCAUUUGUGAUUAACCAUUUCAAUGGGAUUAUUAGUACUUCAGAAGACUUGGAUUACGAAUUGAUGCCGAGGGUUUACAAUUUAAGGAUCCGUGCUUCUGAUUGGGGUAUACCAUAUCGUCGAGAAGUUGAAGUUCCUGUAACUAUUAUUUUAAAUAAUUUGAAUGACAAUAUACCAUUGUUUGAGAAAAUCAAUUGUGAAGGAACAAUCCCCAGGGAUCUUGGUGUUGGAGAGCAAAUAACUACUGUAUCUGCUAUUGAUGCUGAUGAGCUCCAGUUGGUCAGAUACCAAAUUGAAUCUGGAAAUGAGCUAGAUUUAUUUAGCUUAAAUCCAAAUUCUGGGGUACUUUCACUCAAGCAGUCACUAAUAGACGGUCUAGGUGCUAAAAUAUCUUUCCACAGCUUGAAAAUUACAGCCACAGAUGGAGAGAACUUUGCAAAACCGUUGUAUAUCAACAUAACUGUAGCUGCCAGUCGCAAACCAGUCAGCUUGCAAUGUGAAGAAACUGGCGUUGCCAAAAUGCUGGCAGAGAAACUCUUACAAGCAAAUAAAUUGCACAGUCGUGGAGAAGUUGAAGAUAUUUUCUUUGACACUCACUCUCUGAAUCUGCAUGCACCUCAGUUUAGAAGUGGUCUCCCCAGUGGCAUUGAGGUGAGAGAAGACCUGCCUGUGGGCUCCAGCAUAAUACUCRUGAAUGCUACUGAUCUUGACACUGGCUUCAAUGGAAAGCUAGUGUAUGUUAUCUCUGGAGGUAACGAAGAUAGCAGCUUUAUUGUUGAUAUGGAGAAGGGAAUGCUGAAAAUUUUGUCUCCCCUCGACCGAGAAGUAAAAGAUAGAUAUACUUUGAAUAUUACRGUCUAUGAUCUUGGAAUACCACAGAAGUCUGCCUGGCACCUUUUAGAUAUAAGAAUUUUGGAUGCUAAUGACAACCCACCAGAGUUCCUACAAGACAGCUAUUUUGUUGAAGUGCGUGAAAACAAAGAACUAGACAGUGAAAUUAUUCAAGUUGAAGCCACUGAUAAAGAUUUGGGGUCUAAUGGAGAAGUGAAAUACUCUCUUCUUACAGAUACAGACAAGUUUACUAUUAAUGCUGCCACAGGAGUUGUGAAAGUUGCAGGGGCUUUGGAUCGUGAAGAACAGCAUGUCUAUUUCCUGAAAAUAGAGGCUAGGGACCAGUCUACUGAAGAACCUCAAUUAUUUUCAACAGUUACUUUGAAAGUAUCUAUAGAAGAUGUUAAUGACAAUGCCCCUAGAUUUAUUCCCUCAAAUUAUCAUGUAAAAAUUCGAGAAGAUCUUCCUGAGGGAACCAUUGUUACGUGGUUAGAAGCCUACGAUCCUGAUUUAGGCCAGUCAAGUCAAGUACGAUACAGCCUUCUGGACAGUGCAGAUGGUACCUUUGAUGUGGAUAAAAUAAGCGGAGCAAUACGUAUUGUGCAAAGACUGGAUUAUGAAAAGAAACAGCUUUAUAAUCUGACUGUGCGGGCYAAGGACAAAGGAAAACCCAUUUCUUUGUCCUCUACGUGUUAUGURGAGGUUGAAGUAGUUGAUGUAAAUGAAAACUUGCACCCUCCACGGUUCUCCRUCUUCGCAGACAAGGGCUUUAUAAAAGAAGAUGCUCCUGUUGGUUCAUCAGUGAUGACAGUAUCUGCUUAUGAUGAGGACGCAGGACGAGAUGGGGAGAUUAGAUAUUCCAUCAGAGAUGGAUCUGGUUUAGGAGUUUUCCGAAUAGACGAAGAAAAAGGUAUUAUAGAGACUGCUGAUCAUCUGGACUGUGAGACUACUUCCCAUUACUGGUUAACCAUUUAUGCAACAGACCAAGGUGUUGUGCCUCUAUCRUCUUUCAUCGAAAUCUACAUAGAAGUCGGGGAUGUUAAUGAUAAUGCCCCUCAGACAACAGAACCAGUUUAUUACCCAGAAGUCAUGGAAAACUCGCCUAAAGAUGUGUCCGUUGUGCAGAUUGAGGCAUUUGAUCCAGAUUCCAGCUCAAGCGAGAAGUUAACCUACAAGAUUACUAGUGGAAAUCCACAGGGCUUCUUUUCAAUAAAUCCCCAGACUGGUCUAAUUACAACUACAUCUAGAAAACUAGAUCGAGAACAGCAGGGAGAACACAUUUUGGAGGUGACUGUAACAGACAACGGUAUUCCCGCAAAAUCAACUGUUGCACGAGUGAUUGUGAAGGUUUUAGACGAGAAUGACAAUAAGCCCCAAUUCCUGCAAAAGUUCUACAAAAUCCAGCUUCCGGAGCGGGGCAAGCCAGACCGCGAGCGCGCCGCCAGGAGGGAGCCCAUCUACCGCGUCAUUGCCGCCGACAAGGACGAGGGGCCCAACGCAGAGAUCUCCUACAGCAUUGAAGAGGGCGAUGAACACGGCAAAUUCUUUAUUGAGCCCAAAACUGGAGUGGUUUCGUCCAAGAAGGUUUCGGCAGCCAGGGAAUAUGAUAUCCUUUCAAUUAAAGCUGUAGAUAACGGUCGCCCACAGAAAUCAUCAACUACACGGCUUCAUAUAGAAUGGAUUCCAAAGCCAACCCCACCUCCAGAGCCCAUUUAUUUUGAGGAAACAUUUUUUUCUUUUACGGUGAUGGAGAGUGAUCCAGUUGCUCACAUGAUUGGCGUAAUAGCUGUUGAACCCCUUGGAACACCACUUUGGUUUGACAUUACGGGAGACAAGCUUGCUAGUGAAGUAUUUUACAUCUUUCAGAUGGCUUGUGACCUGAACUGUACAGCAGAAGGUGGCAACUACGACAGUCGAUUUGACGUGGACAAAGGCACUGGCACCAUCGUUGUCGCUAGACCGCUCGAUGCAGAGCAGAGAUCCAAUUACAACUUGACAGUAGAGGCAACAGAUGGAACCAGAACUAUCAGCACUCAGGUGUACAUCAAAGUAAUAGAUACAAAUAAUCACAGGCCUCAGUUUUCCACUUCAAAAUAUGAAGUUGUUAUACCUGAAGACACUGUACCAGAGACAGAAAUUUUGCAAGUCAGUGCCACAGACAGAGACGAGAAGAAUAAACUGAUUUAUACUAUGCAGGGUAGCACUGAUCCCAUCAGUCUCAAAAAAUUUCGUCUGGACCCGGCAACUGGCACUCUCUAUACUUCAGAAAAACUGGACCAUGAGACCAUGAACCAGCAUAUUCUUACAGUCAUGGUUCGAGAUCAGGAUGUUCCUGUGAAGCGCAACUAUGCCAGGAUCAUCAUUAACGUGAGUGACACCAACGAUCACGCACCGUGGUUCACCAGCACUUCCUACGAGGGACGGGUGUACGAGUCGGCAGCUGUGGGAUCAGCAGUGCUCCAGGUUACAGCUUUAGAUAAGGACAAAGGGAAAAAUGCAGAAAUUGUGUAUUCUAUUGAGUCAGGGAAUAUUGGAAAUGCCUUCUCUAUAGAUCCCAUUUUGGGUAUAAUUAAAAUUGCCAAAGAACUGGAGCGGAGUAACCAGGAAGAGUACAACUUGGUAGUGAAAGCCACGGACAGAGGGGAUCCUCCGCUGAGUGAAGCGACUUCUGUGCGUGUGUUUGUCACCGUUUCCGAUAACGCCUCCCCCAAAUUCACAGCCAAGGAGUACUCCGCCGAAAUCAGUGAGAGUGCCAGCCUGGGCUCGUUUGUCGGGAUGGUGACAGCGUACAGUCAGUCGUCCGUGGUUUAUGAAAUAAGAGAUGGUAAUAUAGGUGAUGCCUUUGCUAUCAACCCAAACUCGGGUGUUAUCGUCUCUCAGAAGUUACUUGAUUUUGAAACUUUGCCUGUUUACGUGCUGACUGUGCAGGGGACAAACAUGGCUGGCUUGUCCACUAAUGCAACCGUUCUGGUGCAUCUGCGCGAUGAGAAUGACAAUGCACCAGUUUUCACACGAGCUGAAUAUACAGGACUCAUCAGUGAAUCGGCUUCAAUUAACAGCGUGGUUCUGACUGACAAGAAYGUGCCACUAGUAAUUCGAGCUACAGAUGCUGAUAAAGAGUCAAAUGCUUUGCUUGUUUAUCAGAUUGUUGAACCGUCUGUCCACAAGUACUUUGCCAUCGAUUCUAGCACGGGUGCCAUCCGGACUGUGAUGAGCCUGGACUAYGAGGAGACGAAUAUUUUCCACUUUUCAGUGCAAGUGCAUGAUAUGGGGAUACCCCGCUUAUAUGCAGACUAUGCAGCUAAUGUUACUAUUUAUGUAAUUGACAUCAAUGAUUGCCCUCCUGUGUUUUCCAAAGAGUUGUAUGAGACAUCCAUUUUGGUUCCCACCUACAGAGGAGUGAAAGUCAUCAGCGUAAAUGCCACUGACGCCGAUUCGGGCAUUUUUUCACAAUUAAUUUAUUCCAUUAUUGAAGGCAACAUUGGAGAAAAAUUUUCCAUAAACCCUAAAACCGGAGUUAUAACAGUACAAAAUACCACUCAGUUGCGGAGCAGAUACGAGUUAACAGUUAGAGCAUCCGAUGGCAGAUUUGCAAGCACUGCAUCGGUAAAAAUUAAUGUGAAAGAAAGCAAAGGAAGCCAACUGAAGUUCACACAGAGCUCGUACUCUGCAACAGUGCAGGAGAAUUCCACUGAGGCAAAGACAAUAGCUGUUGUCACUGCUAUAGGGAAUCAAAUAAAUGAGCCUUUGUUCUAUCACAUUCUAAAUCCAGACAGCAGAUUUAAAAUAAGCUAUACUUCAGGAGUCCUUUCGACAACCGGAAUACCUUUUGAUCGGGAACAGCAAGAAUCUUUUGAUGUGGUGAUAGAAGUGACGGAGGAGCAUAAACCAUCAGUUGUGGCUCACGUUGUGGUUAAAGUCACCGUGGAAGACGUAAACGAUAACGCUCCAGUUUUUGUCAAUCUUCCCUAUUACGCUGUUGUUAAAGUAGACUCUGAAGUAGGCCAUGUGAUUCGACGUGUCACUGCUGUAGAUAAAGAUACAGGCAGAAAUGGGGAGGUACAUUACUAUCUCAAAGAACAUCAUGAACACUUCCAAAUUGACCCCACUGGAGAAAUUUCCCUGAAGAAAAAAUUUGAACUUGACACGCUAAAUAAGGAGUAUAUGGUCACAGUGGUGGCAAAAGAUGGAGGAGAACCAGCUUUCACMGCUGAAGUAGUAGUUCCAAUUACAGUUAUGAAUAAAGCUAUGCCAGUUUUUGAAAAGCCUUUUUACAGUGCAGAGAUACCAGAAAACAUUCAGCUCCAUAGCCCUGUUGUGCAUGUACAAGCAAACAGCCCGGAAGGACUUAAGGUGUUUUACAGCAUCACGGAUGGAGAUCCUUUCAAUCAGUUCACUAUCAACUUCAACACCGGAGUCGUAAAUGUUGUCGCCCCUCUCGACUUUGAGGCUCAUCCAGCCUACAAACUGAAUAUCCGAGCAACAGACUCCCUAACUGGGGCUCAUGCUGAUGUCUUUGUCGACAUAAUAGUGGAAGACAUCAAUGAUAAUCCUCCUGUGUUUACCAAGCAGUCUUACACCGUGACCCUUUCUGAGGCUUCUGUCAUUGGAACAUCUGUUGUACAAGUGAGUGCUACGGAUGCUGAUUCUGGAACAAACAGAGGCAUUUCCUACCACCUAGUCGAGGAUAAUAGUGGAAGCCAAGACUUCUUCCACAUUGACAGUGUUACUGGACUCAUUCUGACAGCAAGAACUUUGGACUAUGAACAAAUUCAACAGCACAAAUUACUAGUUAGGGCCAUAGAUGGUGGCAUGCUGCCUUUGAGCAGUGAUAUUGUUGUCACUGUUGAUGUAACUGAUCUCAAUGAUAACCCCCCGCUGUUUACCCAGUUGCUUUAUGAAGCUAAAAUUAGUGAACUGGCUCCUCGUGGGCAUUUUGUGACAUGUGUACAGGCCUCAGAUGCGGACAGUUCUGAUGCUGACAAGCUGGAAUACUCCAUUCUGACAGGCAACGACCACAUGAAUUUUGUAAUUAAUAGUAAAACUGGCAUCAUCACCAUCUCAAACCUACGCAGACAGACCCUCAAGUCACAUUAUAAUCUUAAUGUGUCUGUGUCUGACGGAGUCUUCAGAAGCUCAGCCCAAGUGCACGUUAUUGUAACCAGUGCCAAUAUGCAUAACCCAGUUUUCAGCCAGAAUGAGUACGAGGUGGAACUAGCUGAAAAUGCCCCCUUACAUACUUUGGUGACUGAAGUUAARGCAACAGAUGAAGAUUCUGGUACUUAUGGCCACAUCACUUACCACAUAGUAAAUGACUUUGCCAAAGAUAGGUUUUACACAAACAAGAGAGGGCAGAUAUUUACCUCAGAAAAGCUUGACCGUGAAACACAAGCUGAAAAAGUAAUUGCCAUAAGUUUAAUGGCCAAAGAUUCAGGAGGAAAAGUUGCUUUCUGUACAGUUAAUGUAAUCCUUACAGAUGACAAUGAUAACGCUCCUCAAUUCCGAGCAACAGAAUACGAAGUAAAUAUCGGAUCUGAUGUUCCAAGGGGAACUUCCGUCAUCAAAGUCUGGGCAUCUGAUGCGGAUGAGGGUACAAAUGCAGACAUCACAUAUGCUAUUGAAGCAGAGUCUGAAAGUGUUAAAGAGAAUUUGGAAAUCGAUUCAUUGUCAGGGGUMAUUACUACAAAAGAAAGCUUAAUUGGAUUAGAAAAUGAGUUUCUAACCUUCUUUGUUAGAGCAGUAGAUGGUGGUUCCCCCUCAAAGGAGUCCGUUGUUCCUGUCUAUGCUAGAAUACUCCCACCAGAAGUGCCUCUCCCCAGAUUUUCAGAACCAUUUUAUUCUUACACUGUUUCUGAAGACCUUCCAAUUGGAGCUGAGAUAGAUAUUGUCAAAGCAGAGCAUAACCAGACUUUGGUGUAUAGGCUUGUUAAAGGGAAUACUCCUGAAAGCAAUAAGGAUGAUUUUUUUGUAAUUGACCGACAAAGUGGGAGACUGAAGCUUGAGAAGAAGCUUGAUCAUGAAACAACUAAGUGGUACCAGUUCUCAGUGCUAGCACAGUACGCGAAUGAAGGUUAUGAUGUUGUUUCCUCAGUGGAAGUAAGCAUUCAGGUAAAAGAUGCAAAUGAUAAUAAACCAGUUUUGGAGUCUAAUCCCUAUGAAGCAUUUGUUGUGGAAAACAUGCCUGCUGGAACAAGAGUCAUCCAAGUUAAAGGAACUGAUUUAGAUUCAGGACUCAACGGGCAGGUUACUUACAGCUUAGAUCCUUCGCAAGAACUGGACAUUUUAGAGUCUUUCGCCAUAAACAUGGAAACUGGUUGGAUAAUCACUCUCAAGGAGCUCGAUCAUGAGAAACRGGACAACUACAAAAUUACAGUGGUUGCCUCAGACCGGGGGGAGAAAACCCAGCUAUCUUCUAUGGCAGUGGUUGAAGUUACUGUUACAGAUGUGAAUGACAACCCUCCACGCUUUACUGCAGAGAUAUAUAAAGGGACAGUCAGCGAGGAUGACCCUCCUGGUGGGGUCAUUGCCAUCCUGAGUACCACUGAUGCUGAUACAGAAGAAGCCAAUAGACAAGUCUCCUAUUACAUUACAGGAGGUGAUCCCUUGGGACAGUUUGCUGUGGAAAAUAUACAGAAUGAAUGGAAAGUCUAUGUCAAAAAGCCUCUGGACAGGGAAGAAAAGGACAAUUACCUUCURAAUAUUACGGCUACUGAUGGGACCUUUGCAGCUAAAGCUGUGGUGGAGGUUAAAGUUCUUGAUGCUAAUGAUAACAGCCCUGUUUGUGAAAAGGCUUUGUACAGCGAUACUGUUCCUGAGGAUGCCCUUCCUGGCAAACUGAUAAUGCAGGUAUCUGCCACGGAUGCAGACAUUCGUUCCAAUGCUGAAAUCACCUAUACGCUGCAUGGCACAGGCGCAGAAAAGUUCAGACUGACUCCAGACACAGGUGAACUGAAAACAUUAAUGCCACUUGAUCGUGAGCAGCAAGCMGUUUAUCAUCUUCUAGUGAAAGCCACAGAUGGAGGAGGAAGAUUCUGCCAGGCUAAUAUUAUUYUGACUCUGGAAGAUGUGAAUGAUAACGCCCCGGAGUUUACAGCUGAUCCUUACUCCAUCACUGUGUUUGAAAACACAGAGCCUAAAACACUUUUAACGAGAGUGCAGGCAACAGAUGCAGAUACAGGGAUAAACCGUCGAAUCCACUAUUCACUGGUGAACUCUGCAGAAGGCCAGUUCUCUAUUGACGAAUUCUCUGGAAUCAUCCGGCUGGAGAAACCUUUGGAUCGAGAGCUGCAGGCUGUGUACACGCUGACUCUGAGGGCUACAGAUGAAGGCUUACCUAGAAGACUCUCUUCCACAAGUAGCCUUAUAGUGUCUGUUUUGGAUAUAAAUGACAAUCCACCUGUGUUUGAGCAUAGGGAGUAYAGUGCCAGCGUAUCAGAGGACACUUUGGUUGGGACUGAGGUUCUACAGAUCUAUGCUGCGAGCAGGGACAUCGAAGCCAAUGCUGAAAUCACAUACUCCAUAGUCAGUGGGAAUGAACACGGAAAAUUCAGUAUUGAUUCCACCACAGGAGCCAUUUUUAUCAUUGAGAACCUGGAUUAUGAAGUUUCCCAUGAGUAUUACUUGACAGUAGAAGCCACAGAUGGAGGAACACCUUCAUUAAGUGAUGUGGUAACCGUGAAUAUUAAUGUAACAGAUAUCAAUGACAACACUCCUGUGUUUAGCCAAGACACUUACACUGCAGUAAUCAGCGAAGAUGCUAUCCUUGAACAGUCAGUCAUUACGGUUAUGGCGGAUGAUGCCGAUGGACCUUCAAACAACCACAUUCACUACUCAAUUAUAGAUGGCAAUCAGGGAAAUCCUUUUACAAUUGACCGUACCAGUGGUGAAAUAAAAGUGACUAAACUUUUGGACAGAGAAAAAAUUUCAGGCUACACCUUGACAGUUCAAGCUUCAGAUAAUGGAAACCCACCCAGACUUAACACGACUACAGUUAAUAUUGAUGUUUCUGAUGUAAAUGACAAUCCACCAGUAUUCUCUAAGGGAAACUAUAGUGUCAUCAUCCAGGAAAACAAGCCUAUUGGGUUCAGCGUGCUGCAGCUGGUGGUGACGGACAAGGAUUCUUCUCACAACGGCCCUCCUUUUCUCUUCACCAUCCUGAGUGGAAAUGAAGAGGGCACCUUCCAGAUCAGCCAUCAGGGAGUGCUGACAACUGCGGCAGCCCUGAAUCGCAGAGUGAGGGAGCACUACUUGCUUCACGUGAAGGUGGCAGACAAUGGAAAACCACAGUUGUCAUCUUUGACUUACGUUGACAUUAGAGUCAUUGAGGAAAGCAUUUAUUCUCCAGCAAUUCUACCACUCGAAAUCUUUAUUACAGCCUUUGGGGAAGAAUAUUCUGGUGGUGUCAUUGGAAAAGUUCAUGCGACUGAUCAGGAUGUUUAUGAUACCUUGACCUACAGUCUGGACCCCAAAAUGGAAUCCCUGUUCUCUGUUUCCAGUACUGGUGGCAAGCUAAUAGCGCACAAAAAGUUGGAUGUAGGACAAUACCUCCUAAAUGUCACUGUUACGGAUGGAAAAUUUACAACCUCAGCUGAUAUUACGGUGCAUAUCAGACAAAUAACGCAGGAUUUGCUAAACCACAGCAUUGCAAUACGCUUUGCAAACCUUGCCCCUGAAGAAUUCAUUGGUGAUUACUGGCGCAAUUUCCAGCGGGCUUUGAGAAACGUACUGGGUGUGAGGAGAAACGACAUCCAGAUUGUUAGUCUGCAGCCUUCUGAUCCGCCUUCCAACCUUGACGUCCUCCUGAACAUUGAAAGAUCUGGCAGCUCUCAGCACCCUAUGAGAAUUUUGCUCCACAAGAUAAACUCUUCUGUGGCUGACCUGGAGGAGAUCUUGGGCGUCCGGAUAAUUGAUGUUUUCCAUAAGCUUUGUGCAGGCCUAAACUGCCCUUUGAAAUUUUGUGAAGAAAAAGUAACAGUAGAUGAGAACAUCAUGUCAACUCACAGCACAGCCCGCCUGAGUUUUGUCACUCCACGUCAUCACAGAACAGCAGUUUGUCUCUGCAAAGAAGGGAGAUGCCCUCUGGUGAACAGCAUGUGCGAAGGAAACCCCUGCCCUGAAGGCACUGAAUGUCUAGGAGAUCCGAAGGAAGGAAAAUACUCCUGUGUUUGCCAUGACAGCAAAACUGGACAGUGUCCCGCACCAGCUGGAUCUGCUGUGACAUUUACUGGGAGCAGCUACGUGAAAUACCGCCUCCUGGAAAGCGAGAACAAGGAGGAGAUGAAGCUCACGAUGCGGCUUCGCACGUACUCCGCUCACGCCGUGGUUAUGUACGCCCGAGGCACGGACUACAGCAUCCUGGAGAUUCACCAUGGAAGGCUGCAGUAUAAAUUUGACUGUGGCAGCGGGCCCGGGAUCGUCUCCGUUCAGAGCAUCCCGGUUAACGAUGGCCAGUGGCAUUCGGUUUCCCUUGAAGUGGACGGGAACUACGCACGGCUUGUCCUGGAUAGGGUGCACACGGCAUCGGGCACCGCGCCGGGGACGCUGCGCACGCUGAACCUCGACAAUCACGUGUUCUUUGGGGGCCACAUUCGGCAGCAAGGCACGAGGCACGGCAGGAGCCCUCAGGUUUCCAAUGGUUUCAGAGGAUGUAUGGACUCUAUUGUGCUCAAUGGGCAAGAGCUGCCUCUGAACAGCAAGCCGCGGAAUUACGCRCACAUGGAAGAGUCCGUAGACGUGGCUCCCGGGUGCUUGCUGACCACCACAGAAGGUUGCUCAAGCAGCCCGUGUCAGAACGGAGGCAUCUGCAAUGCACUGUCAAAUGGAGGUUACUACUGCAAGUGUCCUCCUCUGUUUAUGGGAACUCACUGUGAUGUAAGUGUCAACCCAUGUGCUUCCAACCCCUGCCUUUACGGUGGGACCUGCAUCCCCGUCAGUGACGAUUUUAUCUGCCAGUGCCGGGGACAGUACACAGGCCAAAGAUGCCAGCUGGGUCCCUAUUGCAAAGACAAUCCUUGUAAAAACAGUGGCAAGUGUAUUGACAGUUUGGAUGGGCCUGUUUGCGAGUGUGAAGCAGGCUUCCGUGGAGAAAGGUGCUUGGCCGACGUGGAUGAGUGCGUGGAAAACCCRUGUCUUAACGGCGCCCUCUGCGAGAACACGUACGGCUCCUAUCACUGCAACUGCAGCCACGGCUUUGGAGGGAAACACUGUACGGACAUUGUUCUGAACAAAUACGUUUCAACAUCCUGGAACAUUAGCUUAGCUGAAGUAAUUGGAAUUAUCGUGUUCGUCGCAGGAAUACUCCUGUUAGUUGGGAUUUUUGUUAUUUGCCGCAAAGUCAUUAAUAGAAGGAAGAAACAGCAGCCAGAGCCUGAAGACAAGCAACUGGGAGCUACAACAGCUUUCCUGCAAAGACCUUAUUUUGAUUCAAAACUGAAUAAGAACAUUUAUUCUGACGUCCCACCGCAGGUUCCUGUCCGUCCCAUUUCCUACACUCCGAGCAUCCCAAGUGACUCCAGGAACAAUCUGGACAGGAAUUCCUUUGAGGGCUCUGCCAUCCCUGAGCACCCAGARUUUAGUACUUUUAACCCAGACUCGGUGCAUGGGCAUCGAAAAGCUGUCGCUGUUUGCAGUGUGGCACCAAACCUGCCACCUCCACCCCCCUCCAACUCGCCUUCUGACAGCGAUUCAAUACAGAAGCCCAGCUGGGAUUUCGACUAUGACACUAAAGUAGUAGAUCUYGAUCCCUGCCUUUCAAAAAAGCCUCUGGACGAAAAGACCUCGCAUCCUUACAGCGCUCGCGAGAGCCUCUCGGAGGUGCAGUCCCUCAGCUCCUUCCAGUCGGAAUCGUGUGAUGACAACGCUUCCAUAGUGACUGUAAUACACCUUGUCAAUGCUGUUGUUGACUCGGUGGAAAAAGAAGAAUCUUUUGCUGUUCCUGACCUCAGCAAUUCAAGAGGUUAUCACUGGGAUACAUCAGACUGGAUGCCAAGCGUCCAACUGCCAGGUAUCCAGGAGUAUCCAAACUACGAGGUGGUUGAGGAGGCAGCUCCCCUCUACACCGACCCAAACGCCCUCGAUACGGACUAUUACCCCGGCGGUUACGACAUCGAGAGCGACUUCCCGCCCCCRCCCGACGACUUCCCCGCUCCCGACGAGCUCCCGCCCUUGCCCCCCGAAUACAGCGACCAGUUUGAGUCCAUCCAGCCGCCCAGAGACAUGCCGGCCGCGGGGAGCCUCGCGUCCUCCACGAGGAGCAGGCAGAGGUUCCACCUCAACCAGUACCUGCCCCACCACUACCCCGCGGACAUGUCGGAGCCGCAGAGCGCGAGCGGCGCCUACCGAGAACCUUUCGCUGCUCCCUACGCGCCGGGCUACGGCAGGGAGCUGGAGGCGCCCGCCGCCGACAGCGUCUCCGUGUCCGCCUACGCCUCCACGGCGUCCUGCUCCGACGUGUCAGCCUGCUGCGAGAUGGAGUCCGAGGUCAUGAUGAGUGACUAUGAGAGCGGAGACGACGGGCAUUUCGAAGACGUGAAAAUCCCUCCGCUCGAUUCCCAGCAACAUACGGAAGUCUGACACUCACACGCAACAAAAGUGCCUGGACUUAACGAACUCUCUCAAUGCUAGAACAACCUUCAAGAGCUUUUCUUAUUUCCUUCCUUUGGUUUUUUUUUUUCCUCUCCAGCCACAGCGAAUGCUAAACUGCCCUGGCUGCACUGGGUCAUGCAGCUCCUUUCACUAAAUCAGCCUAUUUCCAGGUGCUGACCUACUGUAAUUGGAGAGCACCAACAUUUCCAUUGGCUGUGCCAUUUCUCAUCAUGUCUUUUGUACUUACAUUGUCUAUGUUAAAAGAAACACAUACACCUUCUCCAUGUUUGCAUGAUGCAUAUAUUUAUAUAGUUCUAAUGCAAAUAUAAUUUUCUCCUACUUUUUGUAAAUGUUAUGUACAGUUUGAUUUUAAUAGUUUUAACUAGAUUUUUGUAGAUAUUUUGUGAAUUUGUUUUCCACUGAAAUUAGUGGUGUUAGUGUGCCAUUAAAGACUUGCACCCUGACUUACUAUAAUCAGGGCAUCACUGUAUGUAUUCCUCCCUCUCCAAAACUAAGGUUGGACAUUUCAUUAUGAAGCAGAAAUCAACUAUCUACACAAUUCCAAUUGUACAUAGGGUAGGUCUGAUAUUUUUCUGGGUCAGCUAUAUGGAAAUGUCUUAAAUGGGUUGCUGUAUUUGAGAACUGUAAACAUUUUUUUCCCUUCCUGGAAAGUGUGUUGAGGACCCUCUGCAUACCAGUUCAGAACCAAAACCACCCUGACACAGUUUUUAUAGUGUCUGUAUAUUUGUGAUCCAAUGG